AUGGAAAAAGUUCAGGUGAAGUGCACUUCUGCGGACUACUUUCGAGUUCAACCGCCACUCGGUCUUAUCAAAGCGAAUGAUACGGCACGCAUUCGUGUAUGGUUCCAGAACGCCAAUGGCAUACCAACCGAUGGGAAGAAGCACUAUUUUGCUAUUUAUUACAUGAACUCACAGGAAGGGAAAGCAGUUAAAGACAUGUGGACUAAAGACGCAAAGCAUGAAGGUAUCUGCCGUAUAAAUGUCCAAUUCGAGAAGAAAGGCGAAGGCGAAGGAAAGUCACCGGAUGGUGGCAGUCGUGAGGGGAAAAAGACGAACUGA
Molecule: messenger RNA, 318 nt
Organism: Cooperia oncophora
Lineage: Eukaryota; Metazoa; Nematoda; Chromadorea; Rhabditida; Trichostrongylidae
Source: the annotation of a GenBank genome assembly